Molecule: messenger RNA, 921 nt
Organism: Pelobates cultripes (western spadefoot toad)
Lineage: Eukaryota; Metazoa; Chordata; Amphibia; Anura; Pelobatidae
Source: the annotation of a GenBank genome assembly
GGUGGAGAGAAUCCAGAUCCCACAGAAGCUUUUAGUGCUGCAGCAGAAGCCACUCACCGACCGAACCGGCAAAUUACCGUGAGCGACGCAGCCAUCUUAUUCACCAAGGACUUCCUGGACGUCGGUGUGGCUGCUGCCAUCUCCAAGACUGCUGUAGCCCCCAUUGAAAGGGUCAAGCUUCUCCUGCAAGUCCAGCAUGCAAGCAAACAGAUUACCGUUGACAAGCAGUACAAGGGCAUUAUGGACUGUGUUGUCCGUAUUCCCAAAGAACAAGGUUUCCUGUCUUUCUGGCGUGGUAACCUUGCCAACGUGAUCCAAUAUUUCCCAACUCAGGCACUCAACUUCACCUUCAAGGACAAGUACAAGCAGAUUUUCUUGGACAAUGUUGGUAAGAGGACCCAGUUCUGGCACUACUUUGCCAGUAACCUGGCAUCUGGUGGUGCUGCUGGUGCCACUUAGCUCUGCUUUGUCUACCCUCUUGACUUUGCCAGAACACGGCUGGCUGCUGAUGUUGGCAAGGCUGGUGCUGAUUGUGAGUUCAAGGGCCUUGGUGACUGCUUAGUCAAGAUCUCCAAAUCCGAUGGUAUUAAAGGCCUUUACCAAGGUUUCAAUGUAUCUGUUCAGGGCAUUAUCAUCUACAGAGCAGCUUAUUUUGGAACAUAUGAUACAGCCAAAGGAAUGCUUCCAGACCCCAAGAACACACACAUCAUUAUUAGCUGGAUGAUUGCUCAGACAGUAACAGCAGUGGCAGGUUUUGAAUCCUAUCCAUUUGACACAGUCCAUCGAAGAAUGAUGAUGCAGUCUGGCAGAAAAGGAGCCGAUAUCAUGUACUCUGGAAUAAUUGACUGCUGGAUAAAGAUUGCAAGAGAUGAAGGUUCCAAGGCUUUCUUCAAGGGUGCCGGGUCUAAUGUCCUCAGAUGA